AAGAGCAGCAAACGACAAUGAAAUGGAAAGAGAGUGCAGACACAAGACCUUUGGGCUGGACUCCAGGCAUUACCUGUCUGUCUCCAAGAGACAGUUCCCCUUGGAAACAAACCAGUCCCAGGUCUUUCUGGUCUGUUGGGGGGUUGCCAUACCAACAAGGCUUGGAAAGGAGUUCAGGUAGAGCUGCACCUUCAAUCUGGACGUAGAUCUGUUUCUCUGUUACGGCUGGAAAACGUUCUCCAGGUCACCUGCGAAGAUGAACGUCAUCCUCUCCAGAGAUACGCAAGUGAAGGUCAUGGAGAAGACUGUCUCCAACGCGGAGCAAUACUUUGGCAAGUUCUGCACCCUGAUGGCCGCUUACGUCCGCAAGACGGCCAAGCUGCGCGACAAGGCAGACCUGCUGGUCAAGCAGCUCAUCGACUUCGCAAACACCGAAAACCCCGAGCUGAGGACAACCGCCAAGGCCUUUGCCGAGGACCUGGCCAAAGUGCAGGACUACCGGCAAGCAGAGGUGGAGAGACUGGAGAUGAAGGUUGUUGAACCACUGAAAGUCUAUGGGGUGCUCAUCAAGCAAACCAGGGCCGAGCUCAAGAAGUUCAACCGCGCUCGGAACAACGAAAUCAAGCAGCUGGAGAAGCUGGAGAAGAUCCGGCAGAAGUCUCCCUCCGACCGGCACAUGAUUACUCAAGCCGAAUCCCAGGUGUACCGGGCCUCGGUCGACGCAAACCGAAGCACACAACAGCUGGAAGAAACAAUCAACGAGUUCCAGAAACAGAAGCUGAAAGACAUCCAGAAGAUCUUCCUCGAUUUUGUCACCGUCGAGAUGGUUUUCCACGCCAAAGCUCUGGAAGUCUAUUCCAAUGCCUUCCAAAACCUUGAAGGGUAUGAUCUGGAGAAGGAUUUGCAGGAUUUCCGAGCAAAAACCAACACCGUUUCGGGAACUUUGCCGGUUGCAAAGCCAACAAACCCAUCAUCCACUGUCUCCUGGUCUACAGGCCCACAGAGCGUGCAAAGUGUCCUUCAGAAGUUGACUUUGGUGGAAAGCGACGAAGAAGAAGAAGAAGAGGAAGAAGAGUCGGAUGGGAGCCAGACGCAAGACUUAACCCACAUCAAAUACCCUCCCGUUCGGCAAGUGAUUGGCAGGAACCCGUGACGGACAGUGCCUUGAAUUCAACCCCAAACACAUCAUAAUAAAAAAAUUAAAAUAA
Anolis carolinensis (green anole) is the source of this 1208-nucleotide messenger RNA. RefSeq names its product CBY1 interacting BAR domain containing 2 (gene cibar2). Gene Ontology annotation, biological process: cilium assembly. The record is from RefSeq and is a predicted model, not a curated record. Bases 257 to 1153 code for a protein of 298 amino acids. Gene Ontology annotation, cellular component: ciliary basal body; ciliary transition zone. The transcript is spliced from 9 exons. NCBI's taxonomy places the organism in Eukaryota, Metazoa, Chordata, Lepidosauria, Squamata, Anolidae.